UGGAGAACAGGAGCUGAGGGGAGACCUUCUGAUCUCUGAACUGCCUGAAAGGAGCUUGGAGCCAGGGGGGUCGGGCUCUGCUCCCCAGGAACAAGCGCCAGGAGCAGAGGAAAUGGCCUCAAGUUGCACCAGGGGAGGUUGAGGUUGGAUCAGGGGAAUAAUUUCUUCCUCAAAGGGCUGUGGGGCAAUGGAACAGGCUGCCCAGGGCAGUGCUGGAGUCACCAUCCCUGGAGGGCUGGACAGACGGAUAUGAGGUUCUCAGGACAUGAGGCAGUGGCAGGGGUAAUUUAUGGUUGGACUCAAUGAUCUUCGGGGUCUUUUCCAACCAAAAUGAUUCUAUUAUUUCAGGGGGGAAAAAAGGCUCAAAACAUAAAUUGGAACUUAGGUGAGUUUAAGGGAAAAGAACAAAUACAUUUUGCCCCAUAUAUGAGAUUCCAGGCUCCUCUGCCACCCCAAAAAAACCCUGCUUCACCGAAUCAUACACAGAGUCCCAGGCUGGUUGGGUUGGAGGGACCUCUGGAGAUCAUCCAUUCCAACCCACCUGCUAACACAGGGUCACCAGAGCAGAUCACACAGGAUCGGGUGUGAAUGUCUCCAGCCCUGCCCGUCAUCUCCAGACCACACUCCCAUCUCUUCCAAAGCACCCACCAACCCCUCUAGCCCCAGUCAGCAACUGGGAUGUGCCGGGCCCAUCCCAGACCAGAGCCUCAUGGGCAGGAUCAGGUCUCUUUGCCAUGCGAUCACCUCUGAGUCUCUUCUCCUCUCCCAGGCUUUCAUCGGGGAGAUGACCAGAACCAGCUCCGGAGCCUGGAUGGGGCUGAGCAUCGACCAGACGCGCGGGCAGGAAUGGAGCUGGUGGGACGGAUCCGCGUUACAAGCAGCCCUCUGGAAAAACAAGAGGCAAACAGGUGGUACCAUCAGCUGAGCUGACAGUGGCUGUGCCAGUUCAGGUUGUGAGGGGAAAACACCCAGAAGAGAUAAAUAUUGUUGCUGAAAACACAGUGUCCGAGUGCACCCCACCAGACUGAUUGCCGUCCCGGUGCUCUCCAGGUCUCCAGCUGAAGAUGCUCAUGCUGUGGCCAAGAAGCAGCUGGAGAAGGAAACGCUGAUGCGCGUGGACCUGGAGAAUCGGUGCCAGAGCUUGCAGGAAGAUCUGGAGUUCAGGAAGAAUGUGUUUGAGGAGAGGGAAAUGCGCAGCUCAGAUGGGUGAACCCCGGACACUCCGGUGACAGCCGAGCAGCUCCUGCCCCAUGAGAGAUCUCGGUUCCUCCAGGUUGUGCUCCAGUGAAGAUGAUGCUCUCCAGUUUCCACUCCUGCUUCUCUCUGCCGGCUUUUAUCGUUUAUGGUUUAGUUUUCCAAGUCCACGAGCUGCACUCAGCUCUGCUCAAAGUGAUGGGACCCCCCGGCCCCGUCAUCGUGGCCGUGGGCGAGGACGCGGUGCUGCCCUGCCGCUUCUCCCCGGCGCAGAGCACGCAAGACAUGGAGGUGACCUGGUAUCGGGAGCAGCUCGCGUCCUUUGUGCAUCGCUACAAGGGGGGCCGGGACCAGAACUGGAAUCAGAUGAUGGAAUAUGUAGGGCGCACAGAGCUGUGGAAGGACGGACUCGCCAAGGGCAGCGUGAACUUGAAAAUAAUUGAUGUCCAACUCUCUGACAGAGGGAAUUACACCUGCUUUGUUGUCAAUGGCUCAGACUAUGACCAGGCUGUGGUAGAGCUGAAGGUGACAGUCAGCGGCUCUGUCCCGCUCGUCGCGCUGGAGCGGUACCAGGACGGGGGGAUCCGGGUGUCCUGUCGCUCGGCCGGCUGGUACCCGCGGCCCCAGGUGCUGUGGCGAGAUCCCCACGGGCAGCAUCUCCCAUCCCUCUCGGAAAGCGUCACCCAGGAUCAGAGCAGCCUCUUUGCGGUGGAAAGCAGCAUCAUCCUCACCAGGGGCACGAAGCAGAACGUCUCUUGCUGGGUCCGACACGUCCUGGAUGGUCAAGAACGGGGAUCAGAGUUUUACAUCUCAGAUCCCUUUUUCCAUAAUGCCCAUCCUUUUAUAAUUGCCCUGGGCAUCGUCUCCGUUGCUGUGGUCGCUCUCAUUAUUUUUGCUGUUUAUCUAUUUAAAAUUAAAGGAAAGCGUGAGAAACAAAUAGCAAUGCGAGACGCAGCACUGCGGGACCGUGAUGCAGCAAUCGAGAAACAAGCUGAAGAACUUGCAUGGCGAAGAUAUGCAGUGCCCAUAGAAGAAGCGAAGGUGGUUCUGGAUUCAGACACAGCCCACCGCUCCCUUGUCCUGUCUGAUGACUGCAAAAGUGUGAGACGAGAAGAGAAGACAUUGAAAGUCACUGACAACCCCAGGAGAUUUUUACAAUGGCGCUGUGUGUUGGGUCGUGAAGGCUUCACCUCAGGGAGAUGCUGCUGGGAGGUGGAGGUGGUGGAUGGAGGAGGAUGGACUGUGGGAGUCUGUAGAGAAGAUGUGAACAGGAAGGGCGAGAUUAUAUUGAAACCAGAGGAGGGUUUCUGGGUAGUGGGGCAGUGGGAAGGGCGCUUCCAGGCUCUCACAUCUCCUGGUCGCACUUUCCUUUCUGAAAUCCAGCCUCCCAAGAGGAUCCGUGUCUCACUGUGUUAUGAAGAGGGGCGAGUGUCAUUUUUUGGUGUUGAUGAGAACAUUCCCAUCUUCACGUUUCAAGAGACAUCAUUUGAGGGGAAACCAGUCUACCCUUGGUUCUGGCUGGGUGCUGCGACAUGGCUCAAAGUGUGUCCUUGAUGAAGGGGAGGGAGCAAGAGAAGGUUUUCUAGGGGACCUCAGCCGUUCACACUCACAGCAGGGUUUACAUUGGAAGGAAGUGGUGCAGGUUUCUGUUGCAGCCACCUGCUCCCAGCAGGGCUGCCCUCAAGUGCCUGAGGUGUCUUUGAACCUCGUUCAGCUGAGUUGUGUAGGAUGUCCAAGGGUGGAGAUCUCGUUAUGUCUCUGGACCUCUGGCUGCUGCUGCACUUCUCUCAAGGGGAAGAAUUAGCCCUUUGUGUUUGAACAGAGUUUCCCCAGUUGCAACUCCUGACUGUCGCCUUUCAUCCCCGCUCUCUACCAGUUGAACACACUCUCACUGAACGCACUCCCGCAGCAGGGGUCGCUUUCUGAAUGUACAGAAUAAAGUUACUUCAGCGGGA
This is a messenger RNA of Columba livia (rock pigeon), 3149 nucleotides long. RefSeq names its product butyrophilin subfamily 1 member A1. Gene Ontology annotation, molecular function: signaling receptor binding. The coding region runs from base 1291 to 2748 and encodes 485 amino acids. The record is from RefSeq and is a predicted model, not a curated record. NCBI's taxonomy places the organism in Eukaryota, Metazoa, Chordata, Aves, Columbiformes, Columbidae. Gene Ontology annotation, cellular component: external side of plasma membrane. Gene Ontology annotation, biological process: T cell receptor signaling pathway; regulation of cytokine production. The transcript is spliced from 14 exons.